GCUGGGAGUGUGGAAUUCUUGUUCACUCCGACGUCUCCUUCCCUCAUAUUCUUUACGUUUUGAAUACACGCAACAAAGUAGUUUGCAGACAACGUGACCCCGACUAGAGCGCGGCUUUUAAAAUAUGCAAUGUAUCGCCACAGUAAGGAUACCUACCAGAUCUGAGCUGCAAAAAUCCAAAUGACCGCGAAAUGGCAGCAAAUAGCUACAGUAAACUCUGAGCCAUUACUGCCAUCCUGUGGUCUGGAGUUUGGCAGCUGGAAUCUGACUCGAGACCUGUGGAAAUGCAUCAUGUGAGAACUGGGCGGAGCUCCUUGCCUCUUACAGCAGUUGGCGCAGGAAAUCAUCGGAGGAGGAAGCGUGGCUUGUAAGUAACACCAGUGUACGGAAGUGCUGCCAGAAGAAAAGGAAUCCAGAGAGUUCCGUACAGAAGUCAAGCCAGAGACUAAAAGCAGAUGGAGAGCUGGCAAGGGAUCCCCCACUCUGUUAGCAGUAAUACAACAGAUCUAACCAUUGGCUUUACUUCUUCAGCAGUCGCUGUUGUCUUAUUUGGAACAAACUUCGUACCAGUGAAGAAGUUUGACACUGGGGAUGGAAUGUUCUUCCAGUGGAUUCUUUGUGCUGCUAUCUGGAUUGUUUCUUUAAUUGUUAACCUGAUUCAGAACAGCCCUAGAUUUUGGCCUCUUGCUAUGGUUGGUGGCUUUUUAUGGGCUACAGGUAAUGUAACAGUUGUCCCAAUCAUUAAAACCAUUGGGUUAGGCCUUGGCCUUUUAAUCUGGGCUUCUUUUAACUUGCUAACUGGCUGGGCAAGUUCAAGAUUUGGUUGGUUUGGAAUUGACCCAGAAGAAGUCAGAAAACCAGUUCUGAAUUACAUUGGAGCAGCACUCGCAGUACUGAGUUCCAUCAUAUUUCUUUUCAUAAAAAGUGAUGUCCAUAACUCUUCACCAUCUUCAGAAAGCACUCCGUUAUUAAGAGAACAAUCUAUCAACACUUCUGAGUACAGAGUCGAAAACAGGAAUGAUGUAUCUUGGGUGGACAACCUUUCUCCCUUGGGAAAGAGAAUGGUAGGCUGCUCUCUGGCUGUAAUAGCUGGGAUAUUGUAUGGCUCUAGUUUUGUACCUGUGCUUUACAUCAAGGACCAUGGCAGAAGAAAUGGGACCAUGUAUACAGGAGCCAGUCAAUUUGACUUAGAUUAUGUAUUUGCCCACUUCAGCGGCAUCUUCCUUACAAGUACUAUCUACUUUUUGAUCUACUGUGCGGCAAUGAAAAAUAACCCUAAGGUUUAUCCUGCAGCUAUAAUACCAGGAUUUAUUUCUGGCAUAUUAUGGGCAAUAGCCAAUUGCUGUUGGUUCAUCGCAAACCACUAUCUCAGUGCUGUUGUGAGCUUCCCCAUAAUCACCGCUGGUCCUGGUUUUAUAGCUGCAAUGUGGGGAGUGUUGGUGUUUAAAGAAAUAAAGGGACUGAAAAACUACCUGCUGCUCUUAAUAGCAUUCUGCACUAUUUUGGCUGGAUCCCUCUCUACAGCUUUUUCUAAAGUGUGAAGAAACAUCUUUUGAUCCAGCAGAUGGCAGCGCUAGUUAAUACAUGGAAGACUUUCAAGAAGGUUGCAUCUGCUCUUUGUGGGGUCACUGAUAUCUUUGUUCUCACCAGAAAAACAGAAAACCCUCUUUUGCUUAAUGUAUAACAUUCACUGUGGUCUUUCUUCAUUUUUAAAAAUAAGAAAAUCAGUUUUUUAAAGCAACCUUAAACCUGGACCGUUAUGAGAUCAAACGUAUAACAAAGGCAUUGAUGCUGUAAUUUUUUUUACCUUGUUG
Molecule: messenger RNA, 1814 nt
Organism: Candoia aspera
Lineage: Eukaryota; Metazoa; Chordata; Lepidosauria; Squamata; Candoiidae
Gene: TMEM144
Product: transmembrane protein 144
Exons: 12
Coding region: 456-1541 (361 amino acids)
Biological process (GO): carbohydrate transmembrane transport
Cellular component (GO): membrane
Molecular function (GO): carbohydrate transmembrane transporter activity
Source: RefSeq, a predicted model, not a curated record